GGGGCGGUUGGGUGGUUAGUCCUGGGACGGGAAUGGGAUGCCGUGUGGAGUCCGAAUUAGUUCAGUGCUACAGCUGGACUCCAGUUGUUUAUACUCUUGAUGAUGGCCCCCUGUAGAGCUUGCAAAUACAAAUACUCGGCUACUUGCACUCUAGAGGGGGCUAGUAGGAGUAAGCUAACCUCCGUAUGUUUCUUUCUGAAGCAUUGCUUGGUCUAAGAAGAUACGAUCUUAGCUUCGGGUCUACGCCAAUAAUUGUACUAGCGUACUGGAGAAGAAAAAUAGCUGUACUGGCUUCGCUUGCUAACCGAGGUUCUUGUAAUCUUGUGUUGAUAAUAAUAAAAAAAGGAAAUACGGAGUAAGCUCCAAUUGGAUGCCACAUCGACGGGCUAGGCGACUCAAUAGCUCUCAUUUCCUGUCGUGCACUUACUUAUGAUCUACUGACUACUAGUGUAAUGUACCACUAUUUCUUUCAAGCCACAAGGUCCUUACAACUGCAGCUGCCACGGUUUAUGAUUUAGGCUGUCCUCGACUUCUAUUGUCCCCGGGUGACUUCAGAUUUCGUUCUUGGUUUCGUAAUUUGUUUGACUUCCUGCAUGUGGAAUAAAUGAGGUAGUGACGGGAAGUUGUCCAUGUGAGGAAAUUCUGACCUUCCGUGGUGUCACUAGAUGCCGCUCGCUCUCCUGUUUACAGUCACCUCUCUAGCAGUCUGUCUAGCUCUGUGCUACCAAACACUUGCGUUUUCCUAACAAACACUGGUGGCCCACUCCCAACUGUAAAGCACGGAUGCUUUUCCUAUUCACUGAUAAAGUUGCAUUCUUCCCGUCCCCUGACUGUCCUUUUUGUGAAUUUCAAGAAAGCGAUGUCAAAAGUGCUUGUUUCCAUUAAUUUCAGCUCAGUACUCGAAUUUGCUGUUAAGGGUUUCUGUACACAUUAUUGGAGGCUUAUAUGGAUUCAUGCUGCAUUAUUUUGUCUAACACUUGCAGGAUGCAAUCAUUUGUUAUCCAUUUAUUUGCUGCUACAAAACCAACCUUUUGUGACCAUCUUUAUAAGCUCAAUUGGUGUUUAUCAUUUGCUGCACGGAAGCUCUACAUGGUGGAAACAAUUAGGAUUCAAGGGUAUUUUAAAGAUGACGAAGGCAGCAACUCUUUAUGGGAGCAAGACGCAGAGCGAUGCCCUGCGGCCAGGGCCAUUGCGUCCAGCAAAUUUUAUCAGAAAUAAAUUCCCCACAUACAAGAAUGGUUCAAAUGGUAUAGUGAUCAAGCUGGCUGAUGGUCCAGAAAUGCCACCUCUCAAGGAGAUCGUUGCAAAGGAGACUGCAGAUCUACUUGACCGUCGUCAGCGUCUCUCUGUCCGUGAACUCGCGAUGAAGUUUGAGAAGGGUCUCAACACUGCCACCCUGCUGUCGAAUGAGGUUAAAUGGAGACAAGUAGCUUUGCUGGAGCGGGAUAUCCUUUUGAAGAAUCUAAAGAGUGUAUUAGAGUCACUGAGAGGUCAGGUGACGGGCAAAACUAAGGAUGAAAUCGAGGAGUCUAUAUCUAUGGUGGAGAUCCUCGCGGUUCAGCUCUCCAAAAGAGAGGCUGAGUUGCUUCAGCAAAAAGAAGAAGUCACAAAAUUAGCAAAAUCAUUAAAGCAGGCUUCUGAAGACGCAAAGAGAAUUGUUGAAGAAGAAAGAGCUAAUGCUCAUACAGAAAUAGAAACUGCUAAGAGUGCUGUCCAGAGAGUUCAGCAAGCAGUUCAGGAGCAUGAGAAGAUGUCCCAAAAUACUGGGAAACAAGACAUGGAAGAACUAAAGAAAGAAGUUAGAGAAGCCCGGAGGAUCAAAAUGUUGCAUCAGCCCAGCAAGGCAAUGGAUCUGGAAAAUGAAAUACGAAUUUUACGUAACACGUUUGCUGAGAAGUCCAAGGAUUGUGUUAAUCUUUUGAAAGAGUUGGAAAUGCAUAAAAGGUUAAAAGAAAAUGGUACCAUCCCUUCAUUUGAUUUGGAGGGUCUCCAAUGCUUAGGAUCAAUGCUACGUAUAGUUGGUCUGAGUGGUACCCACAUGGAUUUGUCAAAUAUUUCAAUCCAGUGGUUCCGGAUACAUCCAAAAGAAAGCAACAAAGAGAUUAUUUCAGGUGCCACAAGACCAGUAUAUGCUCUAGAGCCACAUGAUGUUGGACGCUAUUUGCAAGCUGAAAUCGAUGUUGGCGGUGAAAUUGCAGUAGCAAAGACAGCUGGGCCAGUAGACCCUGAUGCUGGAUUGGUUGAUUAUGUGGAGACACUCGUAAGGAAACCUGAAACUGAAUUCAAUGUUGUUGUGCUUCAAUUGAAUGGCGUUGACCAGCCAAAAGAGUCAGUUCAUGUACUCAAUGUCGGAAGACUGCGGAUGAGGCUUACUAAAGGGAAGUCGGUAGUUGCCAAGGAAUUCUAUUCCUCAUCAAUGCAGUUAUGUGGUGUUAGAGGUGGUGGCGAAGCAGCCUCGCAGGCAAUGUUUUGGCGACCCAGAAACGACCUCAGCUUGGUGCUAGCCUUCGAGAGCACUCGGGAACGCAACACAGCCAUCAUGCUUGCUCGGCGAUUCGCUAUAGAUUGCAAUAUCAUCCUUGCUGGGCCAGGCGACAAAACUCCCUGGUGAACGAAGAUGGUACCUGUGCUCUGCUGAUCCCACCACUCUUAACAAUCUGCGAUUCGUGCAGUGAUGUACAUCUUGUGUGCACAGCGUGUUUGCACCAGUUCCUCUAAUUUUUCAGUCUGGCGUCUGUGCUGUUCUGCUCGUCCUCGUGUUGUAGGUUUCUGAAAGAAGGCGCUGUGCGCACCGUUUUAACCGCCUCGGCGCCGCCUUUCUAUCUCACUGUGCUGUGUUUUUCAGUCGCGAGGGUUGUAAUCUGUUGCUAGGAGAUGCGACAGUAAUGUAAGCUUGAUGCGGUACACGUCUAAUUGUGUUUGACAUAUGUUAGUGUUGAUGUUGAAGCAAUUGAUAGGUAAUAUGUGUGGGAGUGAGGGAAGAAACCUUCUAACCCACCUCGGUUGUGAUGCGAGCCCAAAUACUGGCUCGCGGUUCUUGUUCAAUGAUACAAUUGCACAAUUAGAUUUGAAAAUAAAAAUUUGCCUUCGAAUGUA
Molecule: messenger RNA, 3096 nt
Organism: Sorghum bicolor (sorghum)
Lineage: Eukaryota; Viridiplantae; Streptophyta; Magnoliopsida; Poales; Poaceae
Product: stomatal closure-related actin-binding protein 1
Exons: 14
Coding region: 860-2611 (583 amino acids)
Biological process (GO): regulation of stomatal movement; actin filament organization
Molecular function (GO): actin binding
Source: RefSeq, a predicted model, not a curated record